Contarinia nasturtii (swede midge) is the source of this 837-nucleotide messenger RNA. RefSeq lists its product as uncharacterized. The coding region runs from base 40 to 675 and encodes 211 amino acids. NCBI's taxonomy places the organism in Eukaryota, Metazoa, Arthropoda, Insecta, Diptera, Cecidomyiidae. The transcript has 3 exons. The record is from RefSeq and is a predicted model, not a curated record. Gene Ontology annotation, molecular function: odorant binding.
CUCCAAUAAAGUUGGAGAUCAAAUAAAUAAACAAAAAAAAUGAAGUUUUAUUUGUGCAUAUUGAUUGUUUCAUUUGCAUUAAUGCAAGGGGCGGUGGCUAAACAUGGCCGAAAUCACCAUUUCACAGCGGAAAAAUGCUGUAAAGUCGAAAAUUCAACCGAACGUGUAGAAAUGUAUAAUAAAGGAAAGGAAAUCUUUGAAGCAUGUGCUGAGGAAGUCAGCGCUGCGAAUCAAGAAGAACCAACCACAGAACAAUCCACCGAACAAAGCGAAGAACAAAAAAAGAAAAGACACGGACAUUUCGCUUGUAUCAUGGAAUGUGCGGCUAAAAAAUUCAAAAUCAUCAACGAAGAAAAUAAGGUGGAUCCAGAAGGAGUGAAAAGUCACGUGGAUGAGUUAGCAAAAUUGGAUGAUUAUAAAAAAGCCAUAGCAGAUGAAGUGGUCAAAGAAUGUUCUUCGGUGACGGAACGCAGUGGUGGACCUGAUGGUGCGAAAAAAUGUCCCAAAACUCCAAUGAAAGUUUUAAUGUGCAUUAACAGAAAAUUGUUCCUAUCUUGCCCCGCUGAAAAAAGGGAUAGCUCUGAAGAAUGUACGAAAUUUUUUGAAAUGGUCGAAAAGGGUCCACGUACCAAAGAAGCGCAAGAUGGAAAUGAAUCUGCAACUGAAGGGCAAUAGGACUUGACUCCUCUACAAUCUACAAACGACAACAAUUCCAAAAUUCAUAUUAUCAAAAUGAUGAAUAUUACGAACCACCAAGAAAUAUUUCCACCAAAGUUUGAGAAGUAAAAUUUUAGUUCUCAAUAAAUUAAUUAUAAUUACACAAGGACACAGAGCAAA